Molecule: messenger RNA, 1749 nt
Organism: Linnemannia hyalina
Lineage: Eukaryota; Fungi; Mortierellomycota; Mortierellomycetes; Mortierellales; Mortierellaceae
Source: the annotation of a GenBank genome assembly
AUGACCACCACCAUCACCUCACAAGGAACCCUCCACCUGGAUUGUAUAGCCUCAGACCCGAGCUCCAGCUACCUCUACGGUAUCGCCAGCGCCAACACCGGCACUCCUUCCUACACCACGGACUCGACAAUAGUCCUCGUCAGAUCCAACUACAACCCCACCAGCCUCGCCACCAUCACCUGGACCAUUAUCUCAACAACAGAAGGCAAACAGUUCUCGUACAACUACUUGACCUUUACCUCUGUCGACUGUGCAGCAAACGAUAAGGGUCACUUUGCAGCAUUCUUCCGGUCCCCCUAUCGAACAGCCUCGCCCUUCAGAUUGCUACCCAUGGGUGUUCGGUACGACCCUACGGCGAAGGAGAGGGAGGAGGGGGCAUGGUCGCCUAUUUGGGGGUCGGUGAUGUAUGGAUGGAAUGUGGAUCGGUUUGUGCAUAGGUCGUUCUAUCAGGGAGACGAACUUGUCCAUAUGUUGACAGGUGAUACUGUGGAUAGCUUGCAGUUGGGUCGCGUGGAUUAUGCGACCAAUAUGCUCCAACUCGGUAGCAUUCAAACUCGACAACAAGUCGACGUAUUCCUACUCUCCUACUCAUUCGACAACAUGGUCUGGAUCCAGGAUUUCGACUACACUCAGCAAGGGUUCUUCCCGGACUACACUGGCUUUGUCCCCCAAAAGGUGGCUCUCCACAACGGGACCUUUUAUGUCACCAACUCUGAGGACCAGAACGUGACAUGCGUUUACCAGGGAGUGGGGAGACGGAUCGAGGAGGUUCGAGGCGGACUCUAUAGCAAGAUGGAGUGGGCGUUGGGGGAUUAUCAUGUUUUCGCGGGCUUGCGACAGGGACUGACGUUCUUUGGAGGUAUUUACAAGGAGGACUAUCGGGACGGCACGCCUACAAGGUACAGGAUAUACACUUCUGACGUAACACAAGCAUACAUCGAACACAACCUGACAUGGACCAACCCUCCUUCAACAUUCUCCAUCCAGGAAAGCUUCCAAUCCGUUGGAGGACUGACACCUGGCCAAGAACCCUUCAUCGUUGCACUCACAACUACGGGACUUUACGAGUUUACGGCGUUUGGACCCUCUGCAGGCGCUAUGUCUGGGCCCUUUCAGGUCAUGGUUCUUGCUUCGACUGCUGAAGGCGUAUAUUACAACAGCUUACCGCAACGGAUAGUAACGAAGAUGAACACGCCACGGUGGACGGAUAAGGAUGCGUUGGCUGAUGAGCGGGAUACGAGGCGGGAUAGGAUUGUGGGCGGUAGUGUUUCUGCGGCGGUUGUGAUAGCGUUUCUUGGAUAUUUGGUGUGGAGGAAAUGGAGGUUCAGGAAGCGGCGACAGGUCAGGAGGAAGAAACAAGCGGAGACAGCGGCGGCGAUGACGGCGAUGAUGUUAGGAGGAGGAGCGGCUCCUUUUUCGCCAGCACAGAAUCCGACGGCGCCACCUUUGAUGCUGUCCGAGAAGCAUGAGGUCUACAGCUCUGGAAUGAUCUUCGAAGAGACCAAGAAGCUAGAAGAUGAGGAAGAGGACUCAUCCUCAAACGACAUGCCAAACAGUGCAGGACGAAGUAGCGGCAGGAUGAAACGGAGUGCCAGGCAUUCAGGAUCGGUAUCGAAACGACCAGGGAUUCUGGCGGAUGAGGGUAGGUUGCCAAGUUACACGUACCAGGACCAGAUCGAGGAGCUGGACUUCUCGAGUCACCCACGUCCCAAUGUUGUUACCACUAUCGGCGAUCAAGUAGCUCCCUAG